Molecule: messenger RNA, 337 nt
Organism: Staurois parvus
Lineage: Eukaryota; Metazoa; Chordata; Amphibia; Anura; Ranidae
Source: the annotation of a GenBank genome assembly
UAGUACAAGGCUGUUUUGAUUAGCCUUGUACCAUGUGACCUCUGUGAUCAUUCCCAGGGAGCAAGCACAGAUUUCACACAUAGUAAGCAAUGAUGUCAGAAGUGACAUCUUGCUUACUACUUUGCAUGUGAUCACUGAUUGGCCAAUCAGUGAUCACAUGAUCGGGACCUCGUACAGAGGUCCCGUCCGACGAUCGGUGUUUCACUGUGUCCGGAGGACACAGCGGGCACCGGAUCGCGGUGCUGUGCGCUCCCAGGCGUUUAUAGACGGCCACCCGACCCUGCAGUGCCACCGUCCGGCCGUUUAUAUACAACGGGCGGUCGGGAAGUGGUUAAAG